Pelodiscus sinensis (Chinese soft-shelled turtle) is the source of this 4097-nucleotide messenger RNA. The record is from RefSeq and is a predicted model, not a curated record. Lineage: Eukaryota; Metazoa; Chordata; Testudines; Trionychidae.
AUGGAAGCUAAAAAUGUUUUCUUUCCUACAGGAAACACAAAGGACAUUCUGGUGAUUUAUGAAGAAGAGGCCAAAGAAUGGGCUCUGUAUUUAGAAUCGCUUUUCAAACACAUUAUAAAAGAAGAAGGAAUCUUACUUUACAACCUAGAGACUUCAUCUAUUCAGCAUCUGGAGUCAUUCUCUCUCUCCUGUUAUAGAUGUAAACUGCUCAUAUUAACAAAUGGACUUCUAAGAUGCCUGAAUCAAAAGAGAAGCUAUUUCCUGCACAGAGUCCUUGAGCCUCCAGAGAAGGUCGUGAUUCUUCUUUGUGGGGUGGAGAACGCACACAUUCUAUAUGAGACACUGACCUUAGACCAAAGCAGCCAGGAGAUCUCCACUGAUCUGGAGCCUGAGGAAUAUCUCUCCAUUGUCGCUGGCAUUAUUCAACAAGAUGAACGACAGAAGGAAGAAGCUGAAGAGUCACUGUCUUACAUCUAUGAAACAGUUCUUGCAAAUGAUUAUCAACCUAAGUCAGAAGUUAACUUGCAGUUGGAUAGAGGAGUAUCAGUGAAAACAGAUGUGAGUUUGAAAACUGAGGAAGUUUCUGAAACAUUAGAAACUAUGAGGCCUUCAGUAUUGGUGCUACCAACAAGGAUAUCAUGUGAGAACCCUGGUGAAAUAUUCAUUCUUUUGAGAGAUGAAAUAACUGAAACUGUAGAAAUUGAAUUCAUAACAGACAAUCAACGAAUUAGGACACAGCCAGCCUUUUGGAGUCAGAAGGUCAGAUUCAUGAAAGCUGUAGAUUUUCCUGCUGGCCAUGUAAAUGUAAAUGUCUACUGUGGGGGAGUCAUUAAGGCUGUGACACAGAUUGAAUACUACACAGCAGUGGAGGAGAUUGAACGCAUAUUUAAAGAAGUGGCUGAUCCAAUAGCUUUUGCUUGUCAGGCUUUCAAGUUUACUUCUGUGGAGAAACUUGACAGUACUCUGACCUUCUUAUUGAAAAGCAAGGUGUCUGUGUCUGAAUUCGGUGCUUUCCCGAAUGAAGAGGAUCAUCAACAAGCUAAUUCCCACUUGGAAGAGCUUCCGACACUUCUCCAUUGUGCAGCUAAAUUUGGAUUAAAGAACCUUGCUAAUCUUCUACUCCAGUGCCCUGAGGCAAGUCAGGCUUGUAGAAUAGCCAACAAACGUGGAGAGAACCCAGCACAUAUCGCUAGAAAUCAUGGGCACAGAGAACUUCAAAAAAUCAUCCAAGAAUUGUCAAUUAAUGCAAUCAAUAGUGAAGAUGGCCAACAGGAGCAGGAGGAGGAAGAGGAGGAAGAUGGAAUUUAUGUGGCCAUGCUGAGCUCAGACCCUCAUGUCACCUCUUCAUUAACAGACAAACAGAGUCCAGGAGACCAGUGCAGAGACAGACAGAAAGCUUCAGAGGGGUCAGGGAAGAAGGAGGAGGAGGAGGAGGAAGAAGAGAAAGAGGAAGCCGAAGAAGACAUGGGAAUGGAAGAAAAGGAAGAUGAAGAUAAUAAUUUAGAGGAAAGUUCAUACCCCUUUGAUGACAGCAAUGACAAUUUAUACGCGAGCAUACCUGAUGAUGAUCCUGAAGCAGAUGGAAGAGACUCCUUGUUCUCGGACAAACCACCCCUACCUCCUCGAGAAGCACCUAUCACUAUAAAACAAAAUGAUCUUUAUUGCUUAUCACAAGCAGGGAAAUGGGUAGAAGAGAGAAACAAAAAAGACGAGACUUCUGGUCAUCUGGAAGCAUAUGGUGGAGCAGAAAAUAAAUCUGAGGAAGAGGAGGAGGAAGAGGAGGAAGAUCCAUACACUUUUGCCGAUGAAGAUGAGAGCGUGUAUGAUAUGAUAUUGGCUUCUGAUGUGGAAAAAAGAAAGGAACGCAGGUCCUUGAUUAUAAACCGGCCACCAGCACCUGCCCCUCGUCCCGUGUGUUCCCCUGUCAAAGAAGAGAACACACCCUACAUAGUGCAAGUGUUUCAGCAAAAGGCUACCAGAAUUCACAGUGAUAAUGAGAAGAUGUACUCUGCUGUCCGGAAGCAAGAUAGAGUUCCAACUGAAACUUCUGCCUAUGCCACUUUGAGACACAGCAUCCCAUCUGGACAGGAAGAACUGAUCCUUUUGCAGGAACAGGUGAAGAAGGGAACAAUUACGGUGGAUGAAGCACUUGAGAAAUUUAAACAAUGGCAGACUGAAAAAAGCAGAUUAGAAGUCACACAGAAGGAAAAAGUACGCCAGCUCAGAAAUACCAUCAUCGGAAACAGACCGGAAGAAGAAAUUUUGUAUGACAAAAUCACCAUUGAACAUCAUCCUCAUGUUUCUAAGGAAAGCAGAAGGGAAAGCCUUCCUUUUAAAGACACGAUGUAUGACACAACAUAUUACAAACUGGCUCCACCUCGAAACCCAUCAGAAAAGGAACAGAUGCCUAAGGAUAAUUAAUGGAGUGCAGUUCUUCAUUCUGUCUUGCAUCAGCUGCCUCUGUUCAACAUCCCACACAUGUAUCCAAUCUACAUCUUGAUUUAUGCCCAAUCUGCUGCACAUGUUACUAAGAAAAUGACCAUGUUCUCAUCACUGCAGUUUCUGCACCUUGGAAUCAUAUGGUUUGGACAGUACUGGCAAAAGUCCAGCAUUGCUGAAGAGAGCAGUAAUAAAUAUUACUUGUCAAGUCAGCACUAAAUUUUAUUCUCUUUUCUCACUGCUUAUUUCAGUUGUUUCUCUAAAUAUGAGAGAUUAAGAAAAAAAUUAAAAUGCACCAUGCCUUGCUUUGUGUGUUGGGUUUAUAUUCAUUUCAGCUUUGCUACAAAAACUGCUAGAGAAAUGCCACUAAAAAGUUGAACAGGGUGAUAGAUAUAAAUGAACUCACAUGUACACAACUGGUGAAGUUUUAAAUACAGAAGAUGUAUGUUUCAUUUCGAUUUACACAUUUUUAUACAAAUUUGUAAUGUAUGUGGAAAGCAUGCCUCUUUUGCCAGGAGCAGCAAUUGUAUUCUAAUCAGGGCUACUUUCUUACGGUCAUCAAAAUGGAUCUUUGUAUAUUUAGUUUGGAUGUAGAUCAGCCCAAAUUAUCUGCAGCUAUAAGCAUGAUUACAAAAAAUAAUGUUUACAAAACAGGCUUGUGUCUAUGUAUGUAUGUUUAAUAGUAUGCCUAGGGUAAACUAUAAACACAGAGCCAGGUUCUAACCUCUGUUAAACUUAUGCAACCCUAAUAAACUAUACAGAGCAGCAGACGACAUAAACAAGAAGAAUUUGACUCAAAUCACCGUCUGUAUUCACGUAGCAACAUACUGUGAGAUUUAAAUGAGCACACUCAGUUGUGCCUGAAAACUUACAAGAUCUGAUAAAAUAUCUGCUCUUAGCCACACAAGAAAAGUGUACAGAUAUGUAUAUGCAAUUUGCACUCUUAAGUAGUUCUGUAGCCUGUAGAUAGCACCUACACAGUGCUACAACUGAUGGAAGUGUAUGUUGCCAGCAAUUUAAUUAUUGCCUUUUCUAUUUGAGGACAUUUUUUGCAGAUCAUGAAUUUUACUAAUUUUUUUCUCAUUAUUGAUAUUCAAAUAAUUUUCCUCAAACAUUUGGGCUUGUGCAUUACUUACACACUGUUCACAAUGGGCACCAUAUCAAACAUUCAGUGUUCUGAAUCUGUGCUUUGAGCUGUGUAAUUAGACAGUUAAGUCACAUGAUCUGAUUUAUGUUCCCUGACUGAAUGAUCUAACAUAAGUGUGAAUAUUCUUGUUAGUGCACAAGUACCUGAAUAUGUUUGAAUAAAAGUUCCACCCUAAGCAAAAUACCAAUGUUUAUGGAAAAGAAAAAAGAAAAGGCUCUGAAAAUGGUCUGAUUGAGGCAUGAUUCAGGUGAGUGAAUAUGUUGACUAAGACUUUUUCCUGCUGUUUGCCCUAAUAUAGCAAAAAGUUAUGUAUGACAAGAAAGUGAACUGUUGCAAAUAAAGAUGAUAUAAAGAGUCAAUGUUUGGAUCUGGCUUAGAUUUCAAAUAGAGUUCAAGUUUGGAUUUGAUAGCAACAAAAUCUUGUAAAGUAUUCUCCUGAAGUUGUUGCCUACACCUGUAAAUGAUUUUAAAAUGACCAAAAGCAAAAGGAGGACCAAGGACAGCAUAGGUC